AUGUCAUUACAUCCAAGUAAAUCUACAAAACGUAGGAGAUUUUUGAAAGAAAUUGAGAUCACUGAAGUGUAUAUUGAAAGUUCAAAUCAUAAUUUUGUGCAUUCUGAUAAUGAUAUAUUAGAAUCUCAAGAUACUGUCAAUAAUUUAAUUGUACCUUGUAAUAGUGUUGUAAAUAAUAUUAGUGAUUCAAUUGAACCCAAAAGCUCUUUAAUUAAUGUAAGUAAAGAAUUGAAAAAUUUAUCUUGCAAUAAUUUAAGUUCACUUGAAACUGUUGAAGAUGAGUUAAUGUUAAAUGUUAGUUCAUCUGAUUCUGACGAUGAAAGUAAAACCAUCUCGGCAGAAUAUUUGUCUGAUGAUAGAGAUCCUAUUUUACAAAUGUUGGGCAAUUGGGCGGUUUCAAAUAAUAUAACUAACGUAGCUUUUUCUGGUUUAUUAAAAACUUUAAAAAAACAUAAAUGUUUUAAUUUUUUUCCUGUAGAUGCUAGAACAGUUCUUAAAACCAAAAAUAUUGACAAUAAGCAAAUUCAAAAUAUUACACCAGGUAUAUAUUAUCAUUUUGGUAUUGAAAUUGGUCUAAGAGGUUUGGGUGAUUGGUUUCAAUUUAAUGAUGAAGCAAUAAAAAUUGUUAUUGGUAUUGAUGGCUUACCAUUAACAAAGAGUUCUCAGAGUUGUUUUUGGCCUAUUUUAGGAUAUAUACGUAAUUUUCCUGGAAAAUCUAAAAUAUUUUUGAUUGGUUUAUAUUGGGGUAAAGAAAAAGCAAAGGAUAGUAAUACAUUUUUAAAAUACAUGGUCGAUGAAUGUAAUGAACUAUAUCAAAUCGGUUUUAAAACACCCCAUGGUACAAAAAAAGUAGUGAUCGAACUUUUUUGCUGUGAUGCUCCCGCAAAAAGUUAUAUUUUAAAAACAAAAAGCCACAAUGGUUUCUAUUCAUGUACUAGAUGUAAUGUUGAAGGGAUCUAUUUAGAUAAUAGAGUAUGUUUUCCCGAUACAGAAUUUAUUAAAAAAACUCAUUUAGAUUUCAUUAGUCGUAUACAUGAAGAGUAUCAUGUGACUGAAAGUGUAUCUAUUUUAACAGAGCUGCCAGAAAUUGAUAUGGUGUAUAGUUUUAGUUUGGACUACAUGCACCUAACGUGCCUAGGGGUAGUUAAAAAAUUAAUCAUGUUAUGGUUAGGAAAUAUAAAAGGAUCACCCAUUUCUGUUCGAUUACAAAAUCGAAAAGUACAAGAAAUAUCAGAAAAUUUGUUAUUUUUAAGAUCUUCUAUGACUUCUGAUUUUUCUAGAUUUCCCAGAGGAUUAAACGAAAUGCCGAGAUGGAAAGCCACCGAAUUUAGACUAUUUUUACUUUAUACCGGCCCUAUUGUUUUAAAAGAUAUAUUAAAUAAUGAAUGCUAUUUACAUUUCAUGUAUUUGCAUAUUUGCUUUAGGAUUCUGUUAGUUAAAAAUAGUAGUGAUGAACUUGUUAAUUUUGUAGAAAAACUUUUGUCAUAUUUUGUUCAAAAAUUUGGUAUCAUAUAUGGACAGAAAUUUAUAUCUCACAAUGUACAUGGACUUCUUCAUAUUGUUGAUGACUAUAAAAAGUUUGGCCCUUUAGAUAGACUGUCUUGUUUUCCUUUCGAAAACUAUAUGAAGUCCUUAAAAAAAAUGGUUCGUAAACACCAAAAACCUUUAGAGCAAGUAAUUAAUAGAUACCAAGAAAUUCUUGAGUUUAGUAACGCACCUAAUACUUAUAAUUUGUUGCCAAAUUCUAUUGAAUUUAAGAAGCCUCAUAAUAAUGGACCGCUAUUGGGCAAUAUUAGUUCACAAUUCAGAAUUGUCUUGACCAAUGAUGUUAAAAUUAAUACUAAUUCAUUGACAGAUUGUUUUAUCGGCUUCAAAAAAGAAGGGAAAUUAAAUAUUUAUAAAGUUUUAAAUAUUUGUUGUAAUAAUACAGGGCUACAUUUUUUUGUUGCCAAGUCAUUCAAUAAUAUUGAACCUUUAUAUGACAAACCGAUAAGUAGUUUAAAACUGGGAAUUGCAUAUGUUUCCAAUUUAUCAAAAAAUAUUGUACCAAUUACUAUAGAUCACCUGUUUCAAAAGUAUGUAGUAUUCAAUAGUAAUAAUAACAAACAAAUUGCGCUUCCAAUCCUACAUUCAUUAAAUAGUUAG
This is a messenger RNA of Macrosiphum euphorbiae (potato aphid), 2145 nucleotides long. Lineage: Eukaryota; Metazoa; Arthropoda; Insecta; Hemiptera; Aphididae. The record is from the annotation of a GenBank genome assembly.